Truncatella angustata is the source of this 1145-nucleotide messenger RNA. RefSeq lists its product as uncharacterized. The coding region runs from base 120 to 884 and encodes 254 amino acids. The record is from RefSeq and is a predicted model, not a curated record. The transcript is spliced from 2 exons. Lineage: Eukaryota; Fungi; Ascomycota; Sordariomycetes; Amphisphaeriales; Sporocadaceae.
AUAUAAUGCAGUACACGCCCAUUUAUGGAACUUAAUCUUUAGGCACAGAUCAGCAUCAACCAUUCUCAUCUAAUACCAGAACACCCAGUCCCCAUCACCUGCAAAGGUCAUCCUUCAAAAUGUUCAAGAACAUCGCAACUUGGGCCCUCCUGGCCGCUGCACUCGUUCAAGCAGCACCUGCCACUUUCGACGUCGACACUGAACUUGAGAUCCGCGACUUGGAGCUCGAGGCUGUGUUGAAGCGCGACUUGGAGCCCUUCGAGCUCGAGACCCGCGGUGUCGAGCUCGAGGACCGUGAUAUCGAGCUUGACGACCGGGACAUUGAGACACGUGCCUCGAGGACACUAAGCGGUCUCGCCAACUUUGACGCAAAGGUCGCCAACAGUGUACCCACCAAGGAACUUGGCAUUUAUGGAGGUCUUUUCUGGCAAGGCUUCGGUCUCGUCAGGAAGGACAGCACCCUCACGGGCGUCCGGCCCUUCUCGGCGCCCAACGUGGCCGUCUACGGGCCCAUCACCAGGCUGACCAACAACGCAAGGGCCGUGGUGACGACGCAGUACUCAGGCUCGAUCGCGGCCAACUUCACGUUGUCGCAGUUCUACUACGGCUGCUCGACCACGACGGUCCUGAGCACCCUCGCCCUGCCCACCAGGUGCAACGUCGCUGCCGCCGGCUACAACCGCGCCGGCAAGCUGCUCGCCUACCAGCUCUUCCCCGAGUACACUCCCGGCGUCGGCCUGUCGGCCAACCUCGUGCUCGGCAUCUUCACCAACAAAUUCGUGGGCCUUGACCAUGUCAUCUUUGCUAGCACCUACUCUAUUGGCCCCUUGUUGGGCGCUACUGUCAUUGACGAUGUCAAGUACACGCUCAAAACCAUCUCGUAAGAGAGCUUCUAAAUAUGCUUUAUGAUGUAGGUUGACAUCAACUUCGGGUAUUUGGAGUGGUUCUGAUUGAUUCUACAGUAAUGACGCUCGGUCGUGUCCAGCGUGAGAACUGAAUUUGGGGCUGGGGAUCUCGGAAGAUUCUCAGAGAGACGGAAUUUGAACAAUACGAACUUUAACGCCUGGGCAUUACCCAUUGAUGCAAUGAUUUUCGCAAUUCCCUAUGUAGACUGAUUUAGUCAAUCCGCUCAUUUCCAGUCUGCC